This is a messenger RNA of Aspergillus pseudotamarii, 1119 nucleotides long. Its product is annotated as lytic polysaccharide monooxygenase auxiliary activity family 9 protein. The record is from RefSeq and is a predicted model, not a curated record. The transcript is spliced from 3 exons. Bases 1 to 1119 code for a protein of 372 amino acids. NCBI's taxonomy places the organism in Eukaryota, Fungi, Ascomycota, Eurotiomycetes, Eurotiales, Aspergillaceae.
AUGUUCCGAUCAGCCCUGUUUCUUCUCCUCGCUCCCUUGGCGCUCAGCCACACAACCUUCACCACCCUGUACGUGGACGAAGUUAACCAAGGCGAUGGCACCUGUGUCCGCAUGAACCGCGAUGCCAACACCGUCACAUACCCCAUCGAGCCCUUGUCCAGCAAGGAUAUUGCCUGCGGCAAGGAUGGUGAAAAAGCCGUCUCCCGGGUGUGCCCCGCGAAAGCCAACUCCCUCCUGACCUUCGAAUUCCGCGCAUGGGCCGACGGCGCCCAGCCGGGUUCCAUCGACGUCAGCCACAAGGGUCCCUGCGCCGUGUACAUGAAGAAGGUCGACGAUGCGACAGCCGAUAACAACGCUGCCGGCGAUGGAUGGUUCAAGAUCUGGCACACGGGCUACGAUGAGAGCACCGAGAAGUGGUGCACGGAGAAGCUGAUCGACAAUAACGGACUCCUGUCUGUGCGGGUCCCCUCGGAUAUCGAACAAGGAUAUUACUUGGUGAGAACGGAGUUGUUGGCGCUGCAUGCUGCCUCGGAUGCCCCGCCCGAUCCCCAGUUCUAUGUCAACUGUGCCCAGAUCUUUGUGCAGGGUGGGGGGAGUGCGAAGCCCGAGACGGUUAGCAUUGGCGAGGGGUAUUACUCGUUGGAUAGCCCUGGCGUGAAGUACAAUAUCUAUGAGAAGCCCCUGCAGCUGCCGUAUCCGAUCCCGGGGCCGGUUGUCUAUGAGAGCAAAGGUGUUGAGGAGCGGUCGGUGUGUCCGGCCCAGAAGAGGGCGGCGGCUGCUCAGAACAAGGGUCUCAAGCCGGCCGGUUGUAUCCUGCAGCGUGAUAACUGGUGUGGGUUUGAGGUUCCUGACUAUAGUGAUGAGAACGGUUGCUGGGCUUCAUCCAAGAAGUGCUGGGAUCAAAGUGACGUCUGCUACAAGACCGCUCUUCCCACGGGUAUCUCUGCUUGCGACAUCUGGAUGACCAAGUGCAAUGGUAUCGACGAGGCCUGCAACAGCGGCGAUUUCAACGGACCCCCGAACAAGGGCAAGGUGCUUACACCGGAACCGAAGAAGCUUGCGGGAUCGACCCAGGUCUUCAAGAGGGAUGAGAGGAAGUACAAGAAGUGGACCGCAUGA